Brugia malayi is the source of this 696-nucleotide messenger RNA. RefSeq lists its product as uncharacterized. The record is from RefSeq and is a predicted model, not a curated record. The transcript is spliced from 5 exons. NCBI's taxonomy places the organism in Eukaryota, Metazoa, Nematoda, Chromadorea, Rhabditida, Onchocercidae. Gene Ontology annotation, biological process: Golgi organization; endoplasmic reticulum to Golgi vesicle-mediated transport; intracellular protein transport. The coding region runs from base 1 to 696 and encodes 231 amino acids. Gene Ontology annotation, cellular component: COPII-coated ER to Golgi transport vesicle; Golgi apparatus; endoplasmic reticulum.
AUGGAUUCAGAUUUGUACAUCUUCCUGUGCAUCUUCAAUUUAUUUAUUCAUAUAUGUUGUGGUGCAGAAUAUGCAUAUACGAUUGAGGUGGACGCUGGAAAACAUAAUUGCUUUUUUCAAACAGUCAACAAUACACAUCACAAGUUUAUGGAAAUUGAUUAUCAAGUGGUUGAUGGUGGCGAUUUGAAUAUCAAUUUUGUGAUGCUUUUUGGUGCCAAAAUUUUGCUACAAGAAACGAAGAAGGUCGAGGGAAGCCAUAAGUUUUCCAUGGAGGAAUCUGGCGACUAUCAGCUAUGUUUCGACAAUUCAUUUAGCUACCAAACACGUAAAGUUCUCUUCUUUGAACUUUUUUUAUUAGAUGAAAAUGGAAGCUUUGAUGAAACAAAUAUGGUUGAGGAGUUCGGUCCUGUAAGGCAAGAAUACAGUGGACUUGGUUUCGAAAUGCAGAAAUUCCAAAAGGCAUCUAAUAACAUCAAAAAUCUACUAAAUAAAAUCGAAUAUCAUCAGUCGCUGUUGCGAGCUUAUGAAGCACGCGAUCGAGCGAUAAUGAAUGCUAAUUUCGAUCGUGUAACUUUGUGGUCCGUAGUCAAUUCUAUCAUUUUAGUAAUUGUUGGUUUAUUACAGGUGUAUAUGAUAAGAAGUUUGUUUGAGGAUAACUCGAAGCUGGGGCAAUUAUUAAGGCGGCAGCAUUUUUAA